This is a messenger RNA of Pecten maximus, 1453 nucleotides long. RefSeq lists its product as uncharacterized. Bases 317 to 1195 code for a protein of 292 amino acids. The transcript has 10 exons. The record is from RefSeq and is a predicted model, not a curated record. Lineage: Eukaryota; Metazoa; Mollusca; Bivalvia; Pectinida; Pectinidae.
CUAUACCUUCCUCAGGCCAAGCCCCUGGAGAUCGCACUACAAAGUGUGGACCGAGUACACAGGUACGCAGAUUUGAUCAUGGAUCACGUGAUUACACCAGUGACAUUCUUGGAUGUACCAUACCCCAUCUAUGCUUUACGGAACAUUGCGAAUGAUGAGAAGACCACUUUUGACGGUCUCCAAGACAUUGUUGCGCUACUGAAGGACGUCGCUUACGUAGCCUGCACCGCCGUGACGUCAUCAGGGCAGAAAUGGCACCGUGAACAAAACUUCUGGAUGCACGUUUACAUCAUCCGAAACGAAAGAUAUACACUUGAUGAUGUUGGAGCUUCACAGACGUGCUUCCUCACACAAAGCUAUUCUACCACAACUCCAGGAUCUCCAACAGAAAUGCUGGGAUAGUCACAAUCACCUGACAAAACGACAGAUAUUAGUAAAGUCACAAGAAAAGAAAUUAGCACUCCUGGAAAAAGACCACGUUUCUUACGAUGACGCCAUGAGGAAAUGGAUGAAUUACAAAAUGAAAGAAGAAAGCUCCACUUCAGCUCACAACACCAUGACGAACUACUUUCGGGACAUGUUGUAUAAAGAAAGACGUUUACGUCUAGAUAUGGAAGAGCUCGAACAAGAACUCCGCCAACUUCUCCGUCUGAACAUUGAAAUCAGACUCCGGAAAACCCUUGAAAACAUGGCGACGACUAUUGACCUCGUUGACUUAGACUGCAGUAAUACAAGAUACCAGAUUUUGAAAUCUCGUAUAAAGACCAUUAAGGCUCGAGAUAUCGCCGAGAGUUUGCUUCCAAAGUGCAGCAUGGAAUAUGAAUACCCAAAUAUUCACGAGGUCAUCACGGCCACUGGGUUCUCGGAGCUAAUACCAAGAGGUCACAUGGUUUGUCUUCCACGACACAGAAAAGUACAAAUGGACGACAAUGAACUCCUGACGUCAUCCCCGGGAAGUAUUGGCGAAGAAAUGAAUGUUAUGGACCGAAACUCGAACAACGGCUGCUACCUCAAGGCAAUAGGAUCUAAAGCUUCGACUGGACCCGAGUUUUUGAAGCUAAAGCGAGACCAUACAUUUAAACAGAAGUUAACAGUAAUGAACGGUGACGUAGCGUUUGGCUGGUCAAGGAAAGGACGGCUUGGUCAGAAGAAGUGGGGCUUCUACGACUCCCGCCUGAUCACCAGAGUGGUGUGAAUCUGGACAAGCUUAUUAAACUGGAAAGAGGAUGAGGUCUUGAAAGGAUUGACAUAAUAACAAGCAUCGAUUUCUGAAUCGAAAAAUCAAUGAGGAUAUAUUGCUCCACUGAAAACAUUCUGAAAACGUUUCAUUUUUAAGUUAUUUGCUUGGUCAAUUUUAUAUGGAUUAUAUGUACAUGUACUUUCAACUCGCCCUAAUUUAUUUUGUUGAACGUACCGUUGUUUAUAUUUAAUUGAAAUAAAUUAUUGAAUGUUA